GAGUGGUCAUGGAAAACUAUGGUACUGCUUGGAGAGAACAUCGUCGCUUUGCACUGAUGACACUGAGGAACUUCGGUCUGGGGAAGAAGUCAAUGGAGGAGCGGAUUCAUGAAGAGAUUCAACACACAGUAAAGACUCUGGAAAACAGCAUUGGAACAACCCUGAAUCCUCAGAUCAUGUUUCAUAACGCAGCCUCUAACAUCAUCUGCCAGGUUCUGUAUGGAAAACGUUUUGAGUACAACGACGAGAUGAUCAAAGUGAUUAUUAAAUGCUUUACUGACAAUGCCAAGAUGACCAACGGGCCGUGGGCAAUGAUUUAUGAUUCUCUUCCCAUGGUUCGAAACCUGCCACUGCCAUUCAGGAAGGCCUUUAAGAAUUACGAGACCUGUAAACAGAUCGCUCUUGAUAUCAUGAAAAAACACAAGGAAACCAAAGUCAGUGGAGAGCCAAGAGACUUUGUUGACUGCUAUCUGGAUGAGUUAGAGAAGAAAAAUGCGGAUAUGUCCUUUUCUGAAGAUCGACUGGCUGGUUACUCUUUGGAUCUUUAUUUUGCUGGAACGGACUCCAUUUCCAACACUUUGCUGACAGGUUUCCUUUACCUAAUGGGACAUCCACAUAUACAAGAAAGAAGUCAGCAAGAGAUAGAUCUGGUGCUGGAGGGCAAGGAUCGGGUCAGCUUUGAGGACAGAAACAACAUGCCUUACAUGCAGGCUGUGAUCCAUGAAAUCCAGAGAUUUGCCAACAUCGUUCCUCUUAGCGUCUUCCACGCCACAAUGAAAGAUACAGAGCUGAUGGGAUAUUCUAUCCCAAAGGGCACCAUGGUCAUCCAAAACAUGAGGUCAGUGCUGAUGGAGGAGGGGCAGUGGAAGUUCCCUCAUGAAUUCAAUCCUGAAAACUUUCUCGACGAGAAGGGAGAGUUUGUUAAACCAGAGGCAUUCAUGCCCUUCUCAGCAGGUCCCCGGGUGUGUUUAGGGGAAGGUCUGGCUCGUAUGGAGCUCUUCAUCACCAUGGUGACUCUGCUGAGGAAGUUCAAGUUCAUCUGGCCUGAGGAUGCAGGAGAACCCGACUUCACUCAAAUCUUUGGGCUCACUUUGACUCCAAAACCUUAUCGUAUGAAAGUCCAGCUGAGGUCAAACCAAUGA
This is a messenger RNA of Oryzias melastigma (Indian medaka), 1142 nucleotides long. RefSeq names its product cytochrome P450 2F2. Gene Ontology annotation, cellular component: intracellular membrane-bounded organelle; cytoplasm. Gene Ontology annotation, molecular function: oxidoreductase activity, acting on paired donors, with incorporation or reduction of molecular oxygen, reduced flavin or flavoprotein as one donor, and incorporation of one atom of oxygen; heme binding; iron ion binding. Gene Ontology annotation, biological process: xenobiotic metabolic process. NCBI's taxonomy places the organism in Eukaryota, Metazoa, Chordata, Actinopteri, Beloniformes, Adrianichthyidae. The record is from RefSeq and is a predicted model, not a curated record.